AUGACGAUCCUGCUUGGAUCUCCUCAGGUCCUGUCUGAGAGCUCAGAUUCUGCCCGGGAGCUUGAAUCCCAUAAGGAUCCUGCUCGAAUCCCCUCAGAUCCCAUCUGGGAGCUCAGAUCCACUAGGAUCCUGCUCAAAUCCUACCUAGGAGCUCAGAAUCCUCUCAGAUCCCACCUGAGAAUUCGCUUCAUCCUCAUCCAGAACCGGGCCGGCAAAACCCGCCUGGCCAAGUGGUACAUGCAGUUCGAAGAUGACGAGAAGCAGAAGCUCAUCGAGGAGGUUCACGCCGUCGUCACCGUCCGCGACGCCAAACACACCAAUUUCGUGGAGUUUCGCAACUUCAAGAUCAUUUACCGGCGCUACGCGGGGCUUUACUUCUGCAUCUGCGUCGACGUCACCGACAACAACCUGGCCUAUCUCGAAGCCAUCCACAACUUCGUGGAGGGAGCUCCGGUCCCAUCCGGAAGGUCGAAUCUCCUCCAGUCCCACCGGGGAGCUCGGAUUCCCCUUUGAUCCCACCCGGGAGCUCGGAUCCCCUCGGAUCCACCUGGGAGCCCAGGUCCUGCCAGUGAGAUCAGAUCGCAUUUAGGAGCUCGGAUCCCACCUGGGAGCUCUGAUCCCCCCUGGGAGCCCAGGUCCUGCCAGUGAGAUCAGAUCGCAUUUAGGAGCUCAGAUCCCAUCAGAUCCCACCGGGGAGAUCCAAUCCCAUCAGAUCUGCUGGGGAGCUCAGUUCCGGUAAGAUCCCCACCAGGAGCUCGGAUCCUGUCAGAUCCCAACAGGAGAUCGGAUGCCCCUCUGAUCCCGUCAGAUCCUGAUGGGGGAUCUCAGAUCUGAUAAGAUCCCAACAGGGAGAUCAGGUCCUUCUACAGAGCAUUGGAUCCUGUCGGAUCCCACCGGAGAGCGCCAACCCUAUCAGAUCCUGACGGGGAGCUGGGAUCCCCUUGGAUCCCACCUGGAAGCUUGGGCUCUGCAAGGAGCUUAGAUCCCAUCUGGGAGCUGGGAUCCCCUCGGAUCCUGCCUGGAAG
Messenger RNA from Rhea pennata, 1025 nucleotides. Its product is annotated as AP-2 complex subunit sigma-like. NCBI's taxonomy places the organism in Eukaryota, Metazoa, Chordata, Aves, Rheiformes, Rheidae. The record is from RefSeq and is a predicted model, not a curated record. Gene Ontology annotation, cellular component: membrane coat; intracellular membrane-bounded organelle. Gene Ontology annotation, biological process: intracellular protein transport; vesicle-mediated transport.